CGAAAUUGAAAAACAGGCGCCAUAUUAAAAUGGCGACGGUUAGUGAAUCUGAUAAAUAAAAAUGAUUGGAUUUAUCGGAUAUUUGUUAUAGUUGAACGAAGUAUAAAAUUGCUAAUAGUAGAGGUUAACCUUCAUUAAAGAGAAUCGAUUUCCUCUUUGAAUCGCCGCUUCGAUUGAGGUUAGUAUGAUAUCGUAUUUGCGUGCAUGUUGCGGUUUUGACGACUUUAAUGGGGAUAUUUGGCACGGAUAGCACGCAAAAGAGAUAAGCUUUUUUGAUAAUUUGGGCGACUGUUUACUUAAUAUUUUACUUUAAGAAAUAUUUGAAAUAAAAAACACAUUUUAUCAACUUGAUAUUAGUGAGUGAUUGCUCAAUGAUUCGUCGAUAUUGGAUAAAGUUUGUUCGUCAUGGUGAAGGAUAUUAUGCCUGAGGUGAAAGCAAAUCCGUCCCAGAUUCUCCUGGAUGCUGUUAGGAAGAUUCGGGGUCAGAAACAACGACCGAACUUUGAUCGCCUUUCUCAUGCUGUUCGAUUACAAAAGUGGUCAACAGAGGUUCUAACAGAGUAUAUUAACAAAGCUGUUGAAGAUGGAAUUAUCCUGAGAAUGUAUGAUAACAAGGGUCUUAUGACGUAUAAAGAUCCUCAAACCGUUUCUAAACUCAAAACCAGGGAUUUGCAUGUAGGAGCCGCUUCGGAUUUAACUAAAGUUUUAAUCAGAACUUUGAAAGAAUUGGGCGAUCCUGCAGACAUAGAUCAGGUUGAAAAACAUAUUAGAACUGGCUAUCAUUUGACUAUGGCGUUCAAAGCUGAUUUGCGUCAGUCAAUUGAAAGCGCCUUGGAUAAAGGUGUAAAAUCGUCUAAGUUUCUGUAUAAAGAUGGAAAAUACUCUCCAAUAGAUGAUCACGAUAAAGCAGUUGCAGAUAUGGCAUCUUUCAAUCAGACGGGAGCGGCACCAGCUAAAACUACUUGCACUACCUGUUUAACCGGUUCAGGAAAAGAACAAGCUCUGUUAUCAUGCUUUGAUUGUGGUGAAAGCUGGCAUCCCAGUUGCUUGCGAAUUGGUGCUGAUUUGGCUAAAAAAAUCAAAACAAUGAGAUGGCAGUGUCGACAAUGUAAAACAUGUUCAGCUUGUGGAAAACGUUGUGAUAGUAACUUAAAAGUUUCGGAGAACACUGAAAACCCCAAAAUUGUACUCUGUCUACAGUGCGAUCGGGGAUUUCAUGCUGAAUGUUCGAAGAAAAGUAAGGAUGAGAAUUGGAUUUGUCCUUUAUGUUUAUCGGCACCAAAACUUAAAGCAAGAAAACGUAAAAGAUCAAAUAGUGAGAAAAGGACAAGAACCAGUUCUGGAGAUUUUAACGGACAGGCCUCGAAACGCUCAUUAAAAGAUAAAUACCCAACUUUACAUUCUUAUACCACAAAAACUGAUAAAUCUCCAGGAACUCUUCAAAAUUUUCCGUCUUCAGUCUUGAGUAGCAGUGAAUCAAAAGCUACCGGCGACAAUCAUACAAAAAAUUUAUUCGAUGGUUUAUCAAAUUUUUUUACGCCUAGUGGAAGCAGACGGAUGUCUAAUAGUUGUCCUCGAGCACCAGUUGAAGGGAAUAAUACCCGUAAUAAUAAUGAAAAUGAGACAGUUGUGAAGGAACCAACUGAUCGUUACAAAAAGUUAAAAAGUGUAAGAAAGAUGAAUAGUCACACAGAAUUUAGAAAUAGUGUAUUGAAAAAGUUUAAGAGGAAAUCUGAAAAUCGUCAGAGUUUAAAAAACAGAACUAACAAAUUACUAGAAAGAGUAAAGCAGGCAGAGGCGAAACUAACUCCUAGCACGUCUGGGUCAGAUACAGACACGGAUGUACUAUCUAUUAGAAGUAGUAGUCCCUUGAUUAUUGCCCAAAAUGUCACACCCCAUGUUAGUGCCCAAGAUGUGGAACUUUUUCAACAAGCUCGUGAGAAGGCUCUGGAGAGUUUAGCAACUUGCAUUGAAAACCCAUUAACAGCUGAUCGAUUUCCUGCUGCUAUAGCUUUUGGCCGCUACCACAUUGACACAUGGUAUUCAUCUCCUUAUCCCGAAGAGUAUGCAAAGUUGGCUCGGUUGUACAUUUGUGAAUUUUGUCUGAAGUAUAUGAAAAGUGAGAAAAUGAUUGAAAGGCAUAGAAGCAAAUGCUGUCUUUGGUCUCCACCAGCCAAUCAAAUCUGGCGUUCGGCUGAUUUGUCGAUGUGGGAGGUAGACGGCAGUAAACAGCGUAUCUACUGUCAAAAUUUAUGUCUGUUAGCUAAAUUGUUUCUAGAUCACAAAACCUUAUAUUUUGAUGUUGAACCAUUUGUAUUUUACGUUUUGACGAAAAGAGAUCUUCAUGGUGACCAUUUGGUUGGCUAUUUCAGUAAAGAAAAACAUUCUUCGCAAAAAUAUAAUUUAUCAUGCAUUAUGGUUAUGCCUCAGCACCAACGCAAAGGAUUUGGCAGGUUUUUAAUUGAAUUCUCAUAUUUACUAUCUCGAAAGGAAGGAAGAACUGGAACACCUGAAAAGCCUCUGUCUGAUCUUGGAAGAGUAUCUUAUGAAGCGUAUUGGAAAAACGUGAUACUAUUGUUUUUACACGAGCGCCGAAAGCAACGAUUAAUCCAAACAAUCUCAAUAGAGGAUAUUAGUAGGUACACAGGAAUGUGUCCACAUGAUAUUGUACACACUCUUAACCGAAUUGGUUUUUUGAAAAUCUCGGAUCGUCGCGUUUCUCUUUCUGUUGAUUGGUCGAUUGUAAGUGAUCAAGUAGAGAAGGAUAAGUCGAACUUAACGAGGAUUUCAUUGGAUGAAGAAAAAUUAAAAUGGAGUCCUCCAACGUCAAGCCCCGGUGAAGAUAAAGAUCUGACAGAAAUUCAGUUUGACGAUGACAGUGAAGCUAGAGGCAGUCCUGAAUUAAAGAAACAAAAUUAUAAAGGAAAAAACCACGUUGGAAAGAAUCGCAAAUGUUCUAACAUUUUAUCGGAAAAUCCACCUUUAACACCACCUAGCGAACAUGAAAAUGUUUGUCCAAAAAAUAAUCAGAAGCCUAAAUCAAAGCUCAGAAUGGAAAAUCAUAAAUUGCGAAAGACCAGUACCUCCAAUGAAGUUAACGAUAUCUCAAUGGUGAAGGAAAUGGGCAGAGGUCGGGGUAGACCAAGAAAAAUUCAGCAAGUGUUAAAUAAAUAUUUUUCACCAAUACCUGACGAAGCUCCAGUCACCGAAUCUCCUACUGAAUCUAUAACACACAAUUCUCCGCAUCAAUCUCCAUUAGCUGAUCAUUCUCCAGUUUCUAAUAAUUCAAUGAUGAGAAAAAUUAAUAGAAUAGGAAGAACAAAAAAGAAAGUUUCCCCAGUGAGCAAAAGUCAUGAUGAAGUAAGAAACGAAACAAACGAAAAGCGAGAUUCACCUCCUCCCCCUCCUGUUUUAACACCCGAGGAAAGUGAUGAAAUUAGUCCAACUUCUCCGGCGCCCAACUCAACUUCAUCAACAGGUAGUGAUGCAGAUGAUGAAUGUGACAUAUCAUCAAGCAGCUCAUCAACCACUAGUACCGAAAAUAAUUCAGGAUCUGACUCAUCUGGAGAAUGUGAGAUUGAUAACGAUGGAACUUCAAGUCAUAUUGCUGGAAUUGUCGCUGGUGAAAAGAAUGACGGAUUUUUGGUUGAGGAAAAUUUAAAUGGGAAUAUUGAGGAGAACAAGGAUUUAGAAGCAGUCUCUCUCAAUGACAUAGCAACUCAAAUUACAUCGCCAAAGUCUGUAUCAUCUUCAUCGUCUGAUUCUUCAUCUUCAUCAUCUACCUCCUCUUCAAGUAGCAGUUCUGCUGAUUCUUCAACUGAAAAUUCAUGUAUAGAAGCGGAGAACGAAUCUAUUCUUUUCGAAAGACCAAAUCAUGAUCCAGACCUUGAAGAUGAAGUCAAAAUUGACAAAGUUACCAUGGAUUUAACAAAAGACAAUCAAAUGCAUGAACAUCACGAAAUCAGUGAGAACCCUGUGAAUCUCCCCAUUGAACAGAAUAUAACUCAAAUUCAAAAUCAUUCUGAAGCAGUAAGACUAGAACAAGAGAAUGAAAGUAUGAUGUUCGAUUUAAUUGAUACACCGAUGACUCAACCAGAGGAGCAACCGUCUAUGAGACAGCCUUUUAGUGAUUGUGCUCAAACAUCAUAUAUGGCAUCUCCAGCUAGCAACUACAUUCCCUCAUCACCGGGAAGCACUCAUUCUGCAGCUUACAACACACCAAAUAAUUAUAUUCAUUCACCUAGCUACAUGCCAAAUCCAAGCCCUAAUUCAACAGGCCAGUACAGUCAGUCGGGAGCUGCAGCUGGAGCUGCAAGAAAUGGAUCUAAUACUUCCCCACCAGAACAAAUGUAUAAUAUGGCUUCUCCUUCACCAACUACGUUACCUCAGGCCUCUCCGAAUGCAACCUACAUGCUACCCCCACAAAUGUUAAACAACAGCAUGAUGAGAGUUGAUCAAACUACUGUUUCAGUUCUAUCCCAGAAGUAUAACGCUCCUGUGCAAUCGCAGCCAUACCUAGGUCGAGGAGAUUAUUCGCUAGCAAAACUUCAUGAGCUUGCGAAUGGAACUCCUCCAGUUAUGCAUAAUGGGUUAACUGGCCAUGAACAUGGACUAUCCCCAGGAAAACAUCCUCUGUAUCACCCAGGAGGAGCUCAAAUGUAUUCUGCUACAAACAAUAGCUGCUCUUCACGAGUAUUUGGGGGAAACCCUAAUGUUUCCUUACAGCCACCAGGAGGCACUAAUAUGAUUGCCGGUUAUUUCAACGCACCUCCACAAAUGAAUGGGGUUCGAGCCCAUAUGCAGCAAAUGCCCCCGCCAAUGCACCAUGGAGGGUGGAUGCCAUCAUCACAUAACACUGCAUAUGGAAUGAUGGGUAUGAUGCAGCAGAGCACAAAUGCGUCUCAACAAUGGAAUCAGCAAUCGUAUAUGACUCAAUUUAAUAUGACUGCAAGAAGGUAGCAGUGCUUUAAUGUGAUGUUUGCAUAUCUGCAUAACCACGUCAAAACUGUCGACUAAUGGUCACCUUUCAUUAAAUCCCAUGCAUAAAUGUGCUGUAAUUUUGGAAUAGCGACUGUCACUUCGUUUUUACUCAUUUCUUUAGAUAUAUUCGUUAUCAGCAGUUUAUACAUAUUCUGAUACAAAGAAUAAAUAAAGUACACACCAAUACGCGCAUACGCUAUGUAUAUUUAUAUGACGUAUGUGAGAGACAGUGUGUAUAUCUAAUAUC
Messenger RNA from Dimorphilus gyrociliatus, 5227 nucleotides. NCBI's taxonomy places the organism in Eukaryota, Metazoa, Annelida, Polychaeta, Dinophilidae. The record is from the annotation of a GenBank genome assembly.